ACGCAGGCAAACGACCAAUGGCAUCGGCCACCAGAUUCGUACCGCUUCUUCUGAGCUCGCGAAUUUAUUAAGCGCUUGCUUCUCUCUCAUUUGGAUGAUUACUAUGUCGUUUCCGGCAUGCAGUGAUCAAUCGGCCGGCAAUAUGAGCAAGAAAUAGCGAUCUUCGAAUUUGGGAUUUCUGUAAUUGGGGGAGGAGGCCUAGAGGUUCGCAUAAGAAAUUGAACAUUUGGAGUGUUUUGGAGCGAUUAAUCUAGGGUUCUUCGAGGAGGAAGGCGGCGGAGGAGGAGAUGAAGAUGGUGCUUGGAAGCCCUGGGACCCGGAGCGGGCUUUUUCUGAGGACUGGCCAGAUUACCUUCGCCGGGGUUUCAAUCGCCGUCAUGCUCUCUGCCUUCGGGUUCGCCAAUUACACCGCUUUCUGUUACUUGGUUGCUUCUAUGGGACUGCAAGCUCUGUGGAGUUUGGGCCUAGCAUGCCUUGACAUAUAUGCAAUAAAGGUCAAAAGAGAUCUACAUAACCAUUUGCUAGUGAGCUUGUUCGUAGUAGGUGACUGGGUAACAGGAACUCUGUCCCUGGCAGCAGCAUGCUCCUCAGCAGGUGUGACUGUUUUGUUUGUGAGGGACACGGACUUCUGCAAAUCAUUUCCUCAGCUUUCAUGUGGUAAAUUACAAGUCUCUACCGCUAUGGCUUUUAUCACAUGGAUGUUUGUCUCAGCAUCUGCUCUAGUCAUGUCGUGGAUCCUGACAUCUAGCUAGCUGAUUAUAAAUGUUUUUAUUUUUUUUUAUUUUUUGGGGGUUUCCCUGUGCCUGGGUUGUUGAAAUUUCAUCUUCUGUUCUGGUCUAGUCAUGAUUUGGAUUCUAACAUCUGGCUGAUUAUACAUGUACACUGUUCUUUGUUAUUUGUUCUUUGUUCUUUGUUCUUUUUUUUUGUUUUUGUUUUUGAAAUACCACUUUGUAAAGAUAACAGAUAGAAUUUGUUAUGAGUGCCACCUUAAUUUGUGAUAGUGAAACAGUUUUGGGUUAACACUCCA
Messenger RNA from Zingiber officinale, 1027 nucleotides. Its product is annotated as CASP-like protein 5B3. The coding region runs from base 288 to 752 and encodes 154 amino acids. Lineage: Eukaryota; Viridiplantae; Streptophyta; Magnoliopsida; Zingiberales; Zingiberaceae. Gene Ontology annotation, cellular component: membrane. The transcript has 3 exons. The record is from RefSeq and is a predicted model, not a curated record.